Messenger RNA from Staurois parvus, 293 nucleotides. Lineage: Eukaryota; Metazoa; Chordata; Amphibia; Anura; Ranidae. The record is from the annotation of a GenBank genome assembly.
GCCGUGUACCAUGUGACCUCUGUGAUUAUUCACAGAUUCUAUAAGUAGUAAGCAAUGAUGUCACAAGUGACAUCUUGCUUACUACUUUGCAUGUGAUCACUGAUUGGCCAAUCAGUGAUCACAUGAUCAGGACCUCGUCCAACGAUCGCGGGCACCGGAUCGCGGUGCUGCACGCUCCCGGGGAGUGCGCACAAGCAGGGUGCAGGAAGGCCGUUUAUAAACAGCCACCCGACCCUGCACUGCCACCGUCCAGCCGUUUAUAUACAAUGGCCGGUCGGGAGGUGGUUAAAGCU